Messenger RNA from Microcebus murinus (gray mouse lemur), 2488 nucleotides. The record is from RefSeq and is a predicted model, not a curated record. Lineage: Eukaryota; Metazoa; Chordata; Mammalia; Primates; Cheirogaleidae.
CCCUGGGUUCCCUCUCACGCCUUAGGUCGCGGGUGGGGGAGGUAUAGGGUCAGGGACUCUGGAAGCCCGAGACGUCGUGUGGGGUUUUAGCAGACUGGGGGAGCCAGGGAGCAGUGUCUUUGGAAGAAGCCCUGUUGCUCAGGAGCACGUAACCGAGGGCUGAACUUUUGGGGCUUUGCUGAGAGGAGUGCGGUCUGGCUUUGGAUGCGUAGGCUUGGGGCUGGGCCGGGCGGGGCUUUCUCUCCGGAUCCUAUUUUAAGAGAUUCCCCACCUUGCAUAUCGUGUUUUACAUCCACAUCGAGAGAAGCUCCCCUGCCCCACACCCCGCUUUUAUUUGCGCGGAGACUUCCUGUUGUUGAUUUCCUUUGGCUGUUAGUAGGCAAUCCUGCAGGUCUGGUGUCUGUUUUUUCUUUGUAAAUGUGGACACUUGUCCCGGUUUGUUUUAUCAAGCUUAUGGCAAAGGGUCAGUUAUGCCUGGAAUAUUUGGUUUCUGUCUGCGAAGCAGUUCCUAGUUAAAGAUGAGAAUGUGAGCAUGUUUUUAAAAAGAGAACAUUCCAAAAAUAUUCUUGAUUGGGGGAUGGUGUCUAUGAUACCUUCAUGAUGAUAGAUGAAACCAAAUGCCCACCCUGUUCAAAUGUACUCUGCAAUCCUUCUGAACCACCUCUACCCAGAAGACUAAAUAUUACCACUGAGCAGUUAAUAAGAGAUCAUACUCAGCACUGUCUGAAUGGAGGUGAGAUGAAGGUGGAACAGCUGUUCCAAGAAUUUGGCAGCAAACGACUCGAUAUUCUUACGUCAGAUGGUACCAAUGACUCUGAAAAAUGCUCCCCUACUGUUUCUCAGGUCAAAAGUUCAGAUAACUUGUAUUCAGUAAAAUCCAGCAGUUCAUCCAAAGCACCCAAAGUGGUGCCUCUGACUCCAGAACAAGCACUGAAGCAAUAUAAGCACCACCUCACUGCUUAUGAGAAGCUGGAAAUUGUCAGUUAUCCAGAAAUUUACUUUGUGGGUCCAAAUGCCAAAAAAAGAAAUGGAGUUAUUGGUGGACCCAAUAACGGGGGAUAUGAUGAUGCAGAUGGGUCCUAUAUUCACGUACCUCGAGACCAUCUUGCUUAUCGAUAUGAGGUGCUGAAAAUUAUUGGCAAGGGGAGUUUCGGGCAGGUAGCCCGGGUCUAUGAUCACAAACUUCGACAGUAUGUGGCCCUAAAAAUGGUGCGAAAUGAGAAGCGUUUCCAUCGUCAAGCAGCUGAGGAGAUCCGGAUUUUGGAGCAUCUUAAAAAACAGGAUAAAACUGGUAGCAUGAACGUUAUCCACAUGCUGGAAAGUUUCACGUUUCGGAACCACGUUUGCAUGGCCUUUGAACUGCUGAGCAUAGACCUGUAUGAGCUCAUCAAAAAAAACAAAUUUCAAGGUUUUAGCGUACAGUUAGUACGAAAGUUUGCCCAAUCCAUCUUGCAAUCUUUGGAUGCUCUCCACAAAAAUAAGAUUAUUCACUGCGACCUAAAGCCAGAAAACAUUCUCCUGAAACACCAUGGGCGCAGCGCAACCAAGGUCAUUGACUUUGGGUCCAGUUGUUUCGAGUACCAGAAGCUUUACACGUAUAUCCAGUCUCGAUUCUACAGAGCUCCGGAGAUCAUCCUAGGGAGCCGCUACAGCACACCUAUUGACAUAUGGAGUUUUGGCUGCAUCCUUGCAGAACUGUUAACAGGACAGCCUCUCUUCCCUGGAGAGGAUGAAGGAGACCAGUUGGCCUGCAUGAUGGAGCUUUUAGGGAUGCCACCACCAAAACUUCUGGAACAAUCCAAACGCACCAAGUACUUUAUCAACUCCAAGGGCCUACCUCGCUAUUGCUCUGUGACUACGCAGGCGGAUGGGAGGGUUGUGCUUUUGGGGGGUCGUUCACGCAGGGGUAAAAAGCGGGGUCCCCCAGGCAGCAAAGACUGGGCGACAGCACUGAAAGGGUGUGACGACUACUUGUUUAUAGAGUUUUUAAAAAGGUGUCUUCACUGGGACCCCUCUGCCCGUCUGACCCCAGCCCAAGCAUUAAGACACCCUUGGAUUAGCAAGUCUAUGCCCAGAUCUCUUACCACUGUAGAUAAAGUGCCAGGGAAACGGGUAGUAAAUCCCACAAAUGCUUUCCAGGGACUGGGUUCCAAGCUGCCGCCAGUUGUUGGAAUAGCCAAUAAGCUUAAAGCUAACUUAAUGUCGGAAACCAAUGGCAGUAUACCUCUGUGCAGUGUAUUGCCAAAACUGAUUAGCUAAUGGACAGGAAUAUGCUCAGAGAUGCAUAUUUUUAAUUAUCUUAACAAACCUGCAAAUGGAAAAAAAAAAUGCAAGCCCAUUGGUGGAUAUGUUUUUGUUAGACUAGACAUUUUUUUAACAAGGCAAAACAUUUUUAUAUGACUGUAAAAGAAUUCUUCAAGGGCUAAUUACCUAACCAGCUUGUAUUGGCCAUCUGGAAUAUACAUUAAAUGACUUUUUAUAGGUCAAU